Molecule: messenger RNA, 865 nt
Organism: Diabrotica virgifera virgifera (western corn rootworm)
Lineage: Eukaryota; Metazoa; Arthropoda; Insecta; Coleoptera; Chrysomelidae
Exons: 2
Coding region: 255-863 (202 amino acids)
Source: RefSeq, a predicted model, not a curated record
AAAAAUUGCAAAAAAUUUAUGGCAGUUCAGGAACAAAAUGGAAAUUUGAUAAAUAUUCAAAUAGGUUACGCUAAAAGCCGACAGGUGUUUUCUACUGAACAGGAAGAACUUCCAAGAAACCCCCCAAAAUAUAAAAUCGAGAUUUGUUUGUACUGGAUGUCCCUUUAAUAGAAAUAUUUUUGGGGAGCAAGAUUUCUUACCUGCGUAGGUAUACAACCGAUGGGCCUCCAAAUACAGUGAUUGCACCAAAUUAGAUGAAUAAUAGCACAUUAGAAAUUAAUGCAUCCCCCAAAUUAACUACUCAAAAAAAAAUAAACAAUCAUCUUGAAGAUAAGAAGAAUUUGAUGGGUGCUAUAAAUAAUGACAUCUCUUUGAAAGAUCUGUUAGAAGCCGGACCGUCACAUGUUCCUUCUCCCGUUUGUGAGAAAUAUUUGGAAGAAAUCAGACCGUUAGCAAAAGCAGGAGAGAGAACAAGUAAAACAGGAGGCAGAAAACGUAGAACCACAGCAAUGUUAACGGAUACACCAAUAAAAGAUGAGCUUGAGUUAGAGAAGCAGCAGAGAAAAAAGAAGAAGACAAAGCAAAGUAAAGCAGGUUUAAAGAAUGUAAAAAGAGACAUAUGUUCUAAAAAAACGAAAGCUAAAGAGAUAGAUUCAUCUUCAGAAGAGGACGAAUGCUUCUAUCUAAUAUGUUUCGAAUUAUUCUCUAAUAGUGUUAGUAAGGAGAAAUGGGUACAGUGCACUAAAUGUAAAGAAUGGGCUCAUGAAGCUUGCACAGCUGGAGAUAUCCUUUUUUUGUGUGCGAUAACUGUUUGUCCGAUGCGGAUUAGUGAUUGUAUAUUUUUACAAAUAUAUUUUAAUUGAUA